Oppiella nova is the source of this 906-nucleotide messenger RNA. Lineage: Eukaryota; Metazoa; Arthropoda; Arachnida; Sarcoptiformes; Oppiidae. The record is from the annotation of a GenBank genome assembly.
AUGUCAAAUAAAGUCGGUGAAGACUUUGAUUCAAAUGGAAAGUACGACUCACUCGAUGACGUGAUAAAAGAUGCCCGGGUACAAAUGAAAGCAUUUAUGGAUUUUAAUCAAAUACCCGGAGCUGUGAUGGCAUUCAGUAUAAACGGCACGAAUGUAUGGACGGAAGGCUUCGGUUAUACGGAUAUCGAGAAUAAUGUCUCAACACAUAAGGACUCCGUUUGGCGUUUCGGUUAUACGGAUAUCGAGAAUAAUGUCUCAACACAUAAGGACUCCGUUUGGCGUUUGGCAUCAAUUAGCAAAUCAUUGACUUCAGCACUGGUCGGGCAGCUCAUGGAUCGACAUCUCAUUGAUCUGAACGCAGAGAUCCAUAAAUAUCUGUCAAAAGAUUUCUAUCCGUUUAAGACAUUCAACGGAUCGGCAGUUAAUAUAACCGUUCGGGAAGUCAUGUCUCAUACGGCAGGCCUUCAUAUGAGUGACUAUCCCGAAGAUUUUGACAAAUACUUGAUAAGACGUGCGGAUAAUGUAAGUCAUAAUAUCAAACCUUUCAAAGACGAGCCCUUACUGUCCAAACCGGGAACUGAAUUCAGUUAUUCAAACUAUGGCUUCCAAAUGGUUGGCGCUAUCAUUGAGUCCAUACUUCACAACACAUAUGAGAAUGAAAUUAAGAAAAUGUUUACACAAUUACACAUGAAUUCAACAUUUGCUGAGAGACGAGAAAUGAUUGUUAAACACAGACCACAAUACUAUCAAUUAUCAAACCAAACAUCCGGGACAUUGCAAAAGUCUGAUAUAAUCGAUGAAUUGAUUUCAUACGAGGGUUCGUGGCCCGCAGGGGGUAUCAUAUCAACGGCUGACAAUAUGUUACGUACAGGAGUUGUGGACACCGGAAACCAUUGGCAAAAUUAA